Molecule: messenger RNA, 785 nt
Organism: Plectropomus leopardus (leopard coralgrouper)
Lineage: Eukaryota; Metazoa; Chordata; Actinopteri; Perciformes; Serranidae
Product: troponin I, slow skeletal muscle
Biological process (GO): skeletal muscle contraction; cardiac muscle contraction
Cellular component (GO): troponin complex
Source: RefSeq, a predicted model, not a curated record
GUCACCUCAACAGGUUUUCUGCAGAGAUAAAAAAGAAAAAGCCAAUCAUGUCUGAGGGACAGCGAAAGUCAAAGAUCUCUGCAUCUCGCAGACUGGCUCUUAAGACCAAGCUGCUGAAAAUGGCAGCUGUGAUGUUGGAAAAGGAGAAAGAGGAAAAGAAGCUGGAGAGAGAAGCCACUUUGGGUGAGAGAGUCCCCCCACUUCAGCUGUCUGGUUUGUCCAUGCAGGACCUUCAGGCUCUGUGCAAAGAACUGCACCAUAAGAUCGACGUGGUAGAUGAAGAGCGCUACGACAUUGACGCUAAAGUAGCCAAAAAUAACAAGGAGAUUGAAAAUCUGUCUCUGAAGAUAUUUGAGCUGAAGGGUAAGAUGAAGCGACCUGCUCUUAAGAGGGUGAAGAUCUCAGCUGACGCCAUGUUGGGAGCUCUGCUGGGAGCUAAAGUCAAAGAGUCUGUGGACUUCAAGGCCAACUUGAAGACUGUGAAGAAAGAGGAGGAGAAGAAAGAGGAGGUGACUGACUGGCGUAAGAACGUGGAGGCAAUGUCUGGUAUGGAGGGCAGGAAGAAGCUGUUUGAUGCUGGACAGUAGACGUCAUAUUUAUGGACAUCUUAAAAAUGAAUGCUGUUUUACAAUAAUACAAAGGAAAAUAAAGUUCCUAUAACUGCUAACAAGAGUAAGUCAAAAGCGUGUGUAUAGACUUCACAUUUUAAAUAUGCAAAAAAUAUUCAGGAUAAAAGGAAUUUUGUUAUUUUGCAUAUAAAUGAGUUGCACUCUCACAUGAGUUGU